CAUACAGACUUUGCUAUGUUUAACAAACCCCCCCGGCCCCCGGCCACUGAUCCACACCAAUUCUCUCAUUGUACGCUCAAAGCAACCUCCAUUGCGAAUCCAACGGUGGGGGGCUGUUUUAAUAUCGGGACGCCUUCAGGAACGUCUAUAUUCGUCUACAAAGAACGCUCUGCUCCACGAGCACUCAAGUGCUUCUACUGCAACAAUACUAAAAGACACGCAAGCACCUACGCCAGUGUCACGUCACAUCACUCGAUGUAGCAGCAACCUUCUGGUCUAGAGACCUGGCCGGCAACUUGCAGGUCUUCAGUGGAAAAGCCAC
This is a messenger RNA of Aspergillus neoniger CBS 115656, 322 nucleotides long. RefSeq lists its product as uncharacterized. NCBI's taxonomy places the organism in Eukaryota, Fungi, Ascomycota, Eurotiomycetes, Eurotiales, Aspergillaceae. Bases 16 to 261 code for a protein of 81 amino acids. The record is from RefSeq and is a predicted model, not a curated record. The transcript is spliced from 3 exons.